UAACGCUUUUGACAUGUAAUAUCCGAGGGUAUUCCAUCAAAAUCGCGAAACGUAAAUUGUUGCAAUGGUGCAUGAUUGAAAGGAGCAAACGCGUAAUUUUCACGAAAGGAAAUUUUUUAGUGACUGAUUAUUGUUGCGCUGAUAAAAUGCAUGCUAAGCGCGCUGUCACCGAUCCUUUGGACGCGUAGUUUGCUCUAACCUUUUAUAUUUUACACCUGAAUUGGAAAAUCCAAGUUUUUGUUUAUUCUAAAGUAAAGUCGCGGUGAAUUUGUUAUAUCACCUUCUACCGUUGAUUGACGCGAAAUCGAAAACAUGUCUGACAAAUUGGCCGAGUCGAUAGAGGACGAUAACUCCGUUACUAUGCUCGAUGUUCUCCAAGUAGAGAAUCAACUCGAGGAAGACGCAUAUGCAGUCUUGGGCGCCUCCGAUGAUCAGAAUUGUACUUAUAACAAGGGAUACAUAAGACAAGCAUUGUAUGCGUGUAAAACAUGUUGUUCAGACAAAAUUCGAGCCGCCGUUUGCCUGGCAUGUAGUUUUCAUUGUCAUGAAGGGCACGAACUUGUGGAAUUGUAUACAAAGCGACAUUUCAGAUGUGACUGUGGAAAUUCCAAGUUUGAUGGCAAACAAUGUAAUUUGGAGAAGCUGAAAUCUGCUGUCAAUAUUGAAAAUAAAUAUAAUCAAAAUUUUGAUGGAGUUUAUUGUACUUGCGCGAGACCAUAUCCUGAUCCUGAAGGCGAUGAAGAUGACAUGUUCCAAUGUACAAUAUGCGAAGAUUGGUACCAUUUAAAGCAUUUAGAAUGUGACAAUGGUAUACCUGCAGAUAAUGCAUACGAUGAAAUGAUUUGUGCGGGUUGUAUGAAACAACACAAUUUUCUGUGGAAUUAUGCAUCAAAAUAUGCAGUCUCGAGAAAAUCAGAUGUAAAAUCUGAUGUAUCUGAGAACAACGAAGAAAUAGAAGUAGAAAAAUUAUCAGAAGGAUGUCAAAUGCCAAAACAUAAUUGUGCUAAUACUAAAGGAAGCUGUUUUUGGGUAGAAGGCUGGAGAGCUGCAUUGUGCACUUGUGAAGAAUGCAAAUCGUUGUAUACUGCAAAAGGCAUUGCAUUUUUACUCGAUCUAAAAGAUAGUGUACAAGCGUAUGAGGAAGCAGGCAAGAUGAAUAAACAAGAAUCGCAAUAUGAGAAAGGUAUGAAAGCUCUUGCAAGCAUGGGACAUGUACAAAAGUUGACAGCAAUUGAAGAAUACAACAAUAUGAAAGAACGACUCAUGCAAUAUUUACAAAAAUUUGCGGAAAACAAAAAGGUUGUACGUGAAGAAGACAUUAAAGAAUUUUUUUCAGAAAUGGAAUCAAAGAAACGUCCCAAAGUGACAGUGCCAACAUAUUGUCGUUGAAAAAAUCAACUAGAAUUCAAAAUAAUAAAAAAUCGAAGGACGAAUCAUUUAUAGCACGAAAUUGAUGGAAACAUUAUCUGUGACGUAUCUACUUUCUGAUACGAAAAUUGUGAUGCGGAUGCUCAACAGCUAUUAUGUGAAAUAUGCGAUUAAACAAACGAAUUCUCGAAAUGUAUUCACGAGCGAAGGAAAUAAAAUCAAUCGCUCGUUACAGAUUCGAGAGAUUCCUCCCGUCUCAUACUUAUCGCGUGUAUUGGACUUACUUUAUUAGCUGGAUGCUCAAACGUGAGAUAUAUUGAAUCCCCUGGCUUGCGACGUACUUUAUUUAUUACGGCCGUGCAAAGUAUGAAGAAAACAAAAAGGAGAGACAGCGGGCGAAAAGACGAAAAGCUGAGAAAGAGAAAGGGGGACAAGGUGAAAAGAGAAAAAUGGGAGCACUGCGAAGCGUUCGCGAAGCUCGCGUUCGACAAAAGCUCGUUUUGACGGGGUGGUGGUCCCACGACUACUGAACCUUUUGAGACUGGUAUCCUGGUCGAUAAACCACCCUACGGCCACCCUACCGCCCACCAGGUUUGUGCUAAAAGUAUCGUCACCAUCGACGACCACCUGGUGCGUCGAAUGCACGCGUGCGCAUCCAUUUAUCCCUUUUUGAAAUGACGUCUUUGACGUUUUCAAAACAAACCAAUAUAAAGCUCGCCUCUCUCAUUGAAAGCGAAUCUGACGUAUAUUUACAAUUUGCAAUUUGCAAAUGAAUUUGAAAUGCAUUGGAUCUGAAAUGCGACUAAUUUCUUAAUUUUUCAAUUCUAUAAGUAUGCUACACAUAUGCACAUAUAAAUGUACACAAAAACAAGAGAAACCUUGCUGUAUAUAUUGAAUUAUAAACUCGGAUAGAUAGUUGAAUUUCAUUCUUAAUAAAUGAAAGUCACAUUAACAGGAUUCACAACGAAAUCUGCUUUUGUGUUUGCUGUUAGUGAAAACGUUUUAUUAAACUCUGAAAGUUAAAAUAGCGAUAGAGAUUGAUUUUUGCUUACAAUUUUGUUUAAUGUAGAAUCACAUAUAAGAUUAAUAUCGCCCACGCCUCUCCUCGCACAACGCAAUGACAGUGUCGUUUCCGUUCAUUCGUCCAUUAUAUCGCUGUUAUGCGCUUUUUCUCGAUUAAUUUGCGCCAAAUUAAAGCGCAAUAAGAAAGCGAGAUAAGAAACGAUCACUGUCGAUCGCUUGCGAAAAGCUCGCUUUCAUUAUGAGAUAGAUUUGGGCAAGAUAUCGUGACGAAACUUUCAUAAUAAUUGCCGUUUGCCCGUGCAAACGGAACGUGUAUAUACAUAUAUAGAGUUGCAGAUAUAGUUCUGCGCGCGUGUAACAAUAUAAUAUAAUUAUAUAUUAGAGGAAGAUAGAGUGUAUACAUAUAAUAUUGUAUAAUAAAUUUAUACAAAAUCUGAAAGAUCGUCUUUUGAAGAAAGCACUUUUUUUACUCCUCCGCGCAAAUUCACCUCUGUUUCUGUCUCUCUCUCUCUCUCUCUCUCUCUCUCAUUCGUGAUAAUUGGUCGUCAAUAUAAUGCGUGAAUAUAUAUAAGUGAAUAAGAGAGAUAGAAUAGUAUUAUGUAAAUUAUCGAGAAGAGGAACCACGUUCUCUCUAACUGCACUAUUCUCUCGCGCAUAUGAUGAGAUGAGAUAGAUACGUAGAUAGCUUGCGAUACGCAUAAAUAUACGCGUAUAAAAGAUAAAAUACAUUAUAUAUAUAUAUAUAUAUAUAUAUAUAUA
Molecule: messenger RNA, 3150 nt
Organism: Cataglyphis hispanica
Lineage: Eukaryota; Metazoa; Arthropoda; Insecta; Hymenoptera; Formicidae
Product: putative E3 ubiquitin-protein ligase UBR7
Exons: 8
Coding region: 313-1389 (358 amino acids)
Cellular component (GO): cytoplasm
Molecular function (GO): zinc ion binding; ubiquitin protein ligase activity
Source: RefSeq, a predicted model, not a curated record